AUCUACAUCUGUAGUCGUUUUGUUGAAAUAUAAAAUAUAUGUCCUGAGUUUAAAUGUUCUUUUGUUUAGCCUUUUUUUUAUAAAUAUUUGUGUAUACAUUUUUUUUUUUCAAAUUAUCUAUAACAGCAAUGUCAGAAAAGAAGUCUAAAGAUGAUAGUCUACUUAUUCGACAUCGACAACUCAUGAAAGAGUAUUUGAAACAAAAACAAGAAAAACCAAAACCUUAUAUUCCUCCAGUGUAUAGAACAGAAAAAGAUAUUAUCGAAGAAAAUCACAAAUUUAUAAGAUCAGAACUUGAUGAUCAAGGAAAUCUAACUUGGGAACAACGAGUUGCCAAAAAGUAUUAUGAUGCAUUAUUUAAAGAAUACGCAAUAUGUGAAUUAAAGUAUUAUAAGGAGGGACGAAUAGCUCUUCGAUGGAGAACGGAAAAGGAAGUUGUAGUUGGGAAGGGACAGUUUAUUUGUGCCUCUACUCGUUGUGAUCAAACGCAGUCACUAAAAAGCUGGGAAGUCAACUUUGGUUACAUUGAAGAGGGUGAAAAGAAAAAUGAACUUGUUAAAGUUCGACUCUGUCCUGAAUGUUCCGACAAAUUGAAUUACAAGACAAAACGAAGACUAGCUAAAAGAAGAAAAGAGAAGGAGCAUGUGGAACAAGAAAAGAAAAAAAGAAGAAAAACGCAUGCAAAAAGUGAAAAUAUUAAUGAAUCAGAUCAAGAAAAAGAUGAUGCAGAAGUACACAAGGGGCUUAGGUUGCAAAGUGAAUCCUCUAUUUGGAGUAAACCUGUUGAAAAUAAGCAAGAAAAAUCAAGGGAGCAAGAAUUUGAAGAUUAUUUUGCUGAUCUAUUACAGUAACGAAAAUAAAAAUAAAAAUAAAAA
Messenger RNA from Cokeromyces recurvatus, 875 nucleotides. Its product is annotated as folate-sensitive fragile site protein Fra10Ac1-domain-containing protein. Gene Ontology annotation, molecular function: phosphatase activity. Lineage: Eukaryota; Fungi; Mucoromycota; Mucoromycetes; Mucorales; Mucoraceae. Gene Ontology annotation, biological process: dephosphorylation. The transcript has 4 exons. The record is from RefSeq and is a predicted model, not a curated record. The coding region runs from base 129 to 851 and encodes 240 amino acids.